Auanema sp. JU1783 is the source of this 2835-nucleotide messenger RNA. The record is from the annotation of a GenBank genome assembly. Lineage: Eukaryota; Metazoa; Nematoda; Chromadorea; Rhabditida; Rhabditidae.
AUGAGAACAGAGGAAGACGCUCAAACACUUUAUCGCAAAGCUAAAUGGACGUGUUUUAGUGUCACUCGUUUGGAUUCCUGUUUAAAGCGAUGCCCAUCAUCCUUCCAGAAGUCUGCAAUAUUGUCAUCUCUAGCGCACUUCAAUGAUUAUUGUGCGCUACUGAGAAAACCGACCAGAGCCGUCAUGAAUUAUUUCACCUGUGAACGAGAACACUUGAGGAAAGUACAGCAGAACUGCGAAGAAGUUUCUGUUUCUUAUGCAUCAAAUUUUAAUGAAAUAUGCAGAAUUUUGGAAAAUUACCAAAAAUGUUAUACAACUCAGAAACAUAACUGCACGGCUGAUGCUCUUGAGAUUAAGGAAAGAAUGGACGACUCAUUGAUGAAGACGUUUGAGACUCUUCUGAAAAUGAAUGCUAAUCAUUUCAAAAUUCCAUCAAAAUGCUCCGUGGGUUUACGUAGGCAUCGUUUGAGACACUUCGAUUAUGAUGAUGAGGAAGACAAUGUUGAUUACAACGAAAGCGAUAGUAACGGUGAGAGCACUCAUGAUUCACCAUAUGUGCAAAAUUUGAAAGCCUUGGAAGCACGCAACAGUCGACAUGGCGAAAACAUGAUAACACCAUCAACAGAAAGCCCCGAUUCCAUUUCAACCUACGCUAUAGACACAACGGAAUACUCCACGUCAACCUUUCCAACUCUACCAGAAAGUAAUGUGAAGAAAAAGCAUUCACUAUCUUUAGAAUAUCGCCAUGAUAUCGAAAGCGAUGAAGAAGCAGAGCAAGCCGACAAAGAUGAGGAUAAUCCGAAGUUAUCACCUCGGCCACGAUGGAUUGGUGACGUCCCGUCAACUUCAUCUAUUGAAACAACAACCCAUCAAGAGUCAGAGCACUAUCGGAGAACACAACAAAUGUUCGCUUCAAAUACUAACAACGAAAAGGUGCUGGAAUGGAAAGAAGGUGAUAAAGUACCAUAUUUGGCUUUCUCAAAAACAUUAGAAAAGAUUGAAAAUGAGAGUUCACGACUUAAAAUUAUUGAGAUUCUUUCCAAGUUUUUCGCAAGAGUGAUAGAUCUAUCCCCACAAGAUCUACCAGCUUCUGUUUAUUUGUGCGUCAACCAAUUAGGACCAGCGUACGAAGGUUUAGAGCUCGGAAUUGCUGAAAACUCUCUCAUCAAAGCUGUCGCUCAAGCUACUGGCAGAAAAAUGGACAAAAUUAAAGAAGAUUUGGCUGUUAAAGGAGAUUUAGGUAUUGUUGCUCAACAAUCUCGUACGAAUCAAAAAAUGCUUUUCAAACCAGCACCUUUGACUGUUCAGGCAGUUUUUGCUAAGUUGAAUCAGAUUGCCAAGCUUUCAGGAGCUAAUGCUAUGAACAAGAAAGUGGAGUUGAUCCAAUCUCUACUUGUCGCUUGUCGAGAAUCGGAGGCGCGUUUCCUCGUUCGAUCACUUGGAGGAAAAUUAAGAAUAGGAUUAGCUGAGCAAAGCGUUUUGGUAGCUCUAGGAAAUGCGUUCACAAAUCAUAAGAUUUCUAAAGAAGGAUUGAAACUCUCAUCGUCGAAGUUUGAUGAGAUGAAAGCUAAUGAUGUUCUCACACUUAAAACAACAUACUGCCAGUGCCCCAACUACGAUAAGAUUAUUAAAGUAGCUCUGGAGGAGGGAUUAGAAAAUAUCUCUGAAAAGUGUAAACUCACUCCUGGAGUUCCGUUAAAACCCAUGCUUGCUCAUCCGACGAAAGGCAUAUCUGAGAUUACACGGAGAUUUGGAGAAUCAGAAUUUGCUUGUGAAUGGAAGUAUGAUGGAGAAAGAGGACAGGUUCAUUACUGUACCAAUGGUGACGUUCAUAUUUAUAGCCGUAAUCAAGAAAACAACACUUCUAAGUAUCCUGACAUCAUUGAAAACAUUAAGCAGUGUAUGUCCGACGAGGUUCAAAGUUUCAUAGCAGACGCCGAGAUCGUUGCGUGGGAUGUUGAGAAAAAGUCUAUUCUUCCUUUCCAAGUUUUAACCACUCGUAAAAGAAAGAAUGCCGGUGAUUCCGAAAUCAAGGUGAAAGUCUGCGUUUUCCUGUUCGAUCUGCUUUACUUCAAUGACGAACCGUUGGUUACGAAAUCGUUUCGUGAGCGAAGAGAAACACUACGCAACAACUUUAAAACAAUUGAGGGACUUUUCCACUUCGCAACUGAUUUGGAUUCUACUGAUACGGAUGAAAUUAAUGUGUUCCUAGAAGAAGCUAUCAAGGGUAACUGUGAAGGUCUCAUGGUCAAGACAUUAGACGAAAAUGCUACUUACGAAAUCGCUAAAAGAUCUCAUAACUGGCUGAAGCUGAAAAAAGAUUACCUUGAUGGGGUUGGGGAUACUCUUGAUCUCGUUGUUAUCGGUGCCUUCUAUGGAACAGGUAAAAGAACUGGUGUUUAUGGUGGAUAUUUGCUAGCUUGCUAUAACCAAGCAGGAGAGGAGUAUCAAACAAUUUGUAAAAUUGGAACAGGAUUUUCUGAUGCAGACCUCAAAGUUCAGCACGAGUUGCUAUCACAACAUAUCAUUGAAAAGCCAAGAUCAUAUUAUGCCUACGAUGAAACUUUGAAGCCUGAUGUUUGGUUUGAUCCAGAAAUAGUUUUUGAGGUUAAAUGUGCUGAUCUCUCAAUAUCUCCUCGCCAUUUAGCCGGUAAAGGUCUUGUCGAUAGAGAGAAGGGUAUCUCUCUGCGAUUUCCCAGAUUUUUGAGAAUAAGAGACGAUAAGAAAGGAGAAGAUGCAACCUCAGCCGAGCAAGUUGCUUCCAUGUACAACAACCAGGAUCAAAUUAAAAACCAAGUGUCUGAGAAAAUUGAGGACGACGAGUUCGAAUACUGA